AUGCCCACAGGCCUGCAGGACGCUGUGCGCCGCGCGGGGGCUGAGGAGCCCAGCCUGGCCCGGGCCGUGGUCCGCAGCCUGGGGGGCUUCAGCCUGGGCCUGUCCUUGGCCACGGUCUAUGGACUACUGGAGCUGCUGGUGGAAGGGCAGAGCCCCUGGGGCUGCCUGGUGGGCACGCUGACCUUGGCCGGCUUCCUCGGCCUGGGCAUGGCGUUCUCUCGGCAGGUCCGGGUCACUGUCCUCCUGCUGCUGCCCCAGGCCUUCUCCAAGCAGAGCCGGGCACUGCUGCUGUUGGCUGUCUUUGGGUUGGUGCUGCAAGGGCCUUGUGCCAACACUCUGCGCAACUUCACCCAAGCCAGCGAGGCCGUGGCCUGCGGGGCGGAGCUGGCCCUGAACCAGACGGCUGCAUUGCUGGAGCGAGCGAAGCAGCCCCUUGUCAGUGCCCUGAACAAGAUUAAGGCCAUUGCCCAGAAGGCCAAAGAGGUGGCUGACCGGAUCCGCAAGUUCUUUCGGUCCAUCAUGGAUGGAGUGAAGCAUAUAGCCAGGGCCCUGCGCAAUGUAUGGUACUGGCUCCUGCAUAUCGGAGACGUGUGCAACUCAGAGCUGGGCAACCCUUACCUGAAGUGUGCGCGGGUCUUCGAUGACGCCAAGGACAACUGCAUGAAGGUCAUCCCGCAGGCCUAUCACCUGUGCUACGUGCUCAUGCCCUUCAAGCUGGUGCUCUGUGGACUUGCCAGCCUGGUCCAGGUGUUCUGCAUCAUCCCCAAGUACCUGCAGCCCUUCCUGCGCACGACCAUCGGCAUCCCUGUGCAGAAGUUGAUUAACCGGGUGCGUCAAGAGUUUGAGUUCAACGUGACAGCCACCCACUACUUCUCCGUGGACCUCGAUGCCUCCCGGAGCCUGUCCCAGGUGGCCCUGGACCUCUACGAGGCCGUCAGCAUGAAGCUGUACCGCGCCCGCGAGGCCCUGGCCCUGAUGGGCUACGCCACGCCUCUGCUGCUUGUGCUUCUCUACCUCCAGGCCCUGUUUUACCGGUACUGUUACCUGAACCUGGACAGCCAUGACAACAUCUACAUCACCAGCCGGUUCCUGCGCAUGGAGGCCGUGCGCUCCCGGGCGGGGCUGCCCACCGUGCUGCCCCUCAGUGCCCACGAGGCCAGACACUAUAUCCGGCCAGGCUCCCUCUACCUGUCCCGGUGGGAGCAGCUUUUUUACCUCCUGGCGAUCUCCCACCUUCUCCGGCAACUCCUCAUCACACUGCUCCUCAUCUUCCUGGACUACGCGGUCUUCUGGGUGCUGGACCUGGCCCGGCACCACCUGCAGGGGGAGAUGGUGGCCCGCAGCCCCGUGCUGGUAUCCAUCACUGUGGAAGGCAGUGGCUAUACCGGGAACAUUUACCGCGACCUGGUGUCGGCCUUCGACGUCCUGCAGCAAGGCAACGUCACGGUCCUGUCACGGCGCUGCGCCCUGCACCCCUCGGAGCCCAACACCACCGGCUAUAUCGUCAUCGGCAUCAUGUACGGCCUAUGCUUCUUCGUCACCCUGUUUGGAAGCUAUGUCAGCCGGCUGCGGCGGGUCAUCUGUGCUUCUUACUACCCAUCCCGGGAGCAGGAGAGGAUCUCCUACCUCUACAACUUACUCCUGAGCCGCCGAACCUCCCUGCUGGCUGCCCUGCACCGGUCAGUGAGGCGGCGGGCAGCGGACCAGGGCCAGCUGAGCCUCCUGCAGGUGCUGGCCAGGCGGUGCCUCUGUCUGGCUCCAUUGAUGAAGCACGUUGGGCAGCAGCAGGCCUACUGCCUGGGCUGUGGGCAGCCCCAGGACGAGGGGGACACGGAGAACUUUGUGUCCUGCAGUACCCCAGCCUGCCGAGGUCUCUUCUGCCCCACCUGCUUCCGCCUCCUGGACAGCACCUGCUCCGUGUGCGCAUCUCCCCUCUCCUACCAGGGAGAGCUGGACCUGGAGCUGGACUCCAGCGACGAGGAAGGCCCCCGGCUGUGGCUGGCUGCAGCUCGAAGAAAGAACCCCGCGCAGGAGGGGUUACUGCGGCAGCGGCUCCAAGAAGCGCUGGGCAGGACCCUCUCGUCGGGGUCCAGCUCUGAGCUCAGGGGACCGGCUCCCCAGCCGCGGGUGGAGGUGACGGCGGCCAAGUGGCCGCUGGGGGCGCCCGCCCGCGAGGGGCGCGGCCGCCAGGUGGCGCCGGCGAGCCCGCUCUCCGCCCGGCUCCCCAGCCCCUCGCCGGCCCACACCCAGCGCCGCGCCAGCCCGGGGGCGGCGUGA
Messenger RNA from Myotis myotis, 2277 nucleotides. It is a transcript of the gene DCST2, whose product is annotated as DC-STAMP domain containing 2. The record is from RefSeq and is a predicted model, not a curated record. Gene Ontology annotation, cellular component: membrane. NCBI's taxonomy places the organism in Eukaryota, Metazoa, Chordata, Mammalia, Chiroptera, Vespertilionidae. The transcript has 15 exons. Bases 1 to 2277 code for a protein of 758 amino acids.